UAAAACGCGACAAAGUACGACUCGCGCGUGGGCUACUGUCGUAAAAAUACACACACAACAGACAUGACUGCUGUCGGCUUCUGUGGAGAGUGGUUUGUUUUCACCUGCGACAAGAAACUCGUAGCAAUUCACACCAAACGAGCCAGAGAAUCGUUUGUGUUUGACUGCAGCACUGCUGAGAAGAAGCCGACGAAUACGAAGGAUGAUAACAACAGCUUCUCUGUCCUCAGUGAUGGCGGUGCCUCAGAGGAAACAGGAAGUGACAAAGUCCUUGCCUUCAGCGUGUCUCCAUCUGGAAAGCUUGUGGCGCUGACUGAUGACACCAAGAGACUGGUCCUGUUUCACUGUGAGCCUUCAUGGCAGUGUAUCAGCAUCAGGUGGGUGGUGAGGAGGUGCACCUCCCUGAUGUUCAGCCAGGCAGAGGACGAGCUGCUGGCCACUGACAAAUCAGGAGAUGUGUACUCCUUCUCAGUCGUGGAGCCACAGAGAGAGGGCGAGCUGAAGAUGGGCCACCUCUCCAUGUUGCUAGCUGUAAGCAUGUCACCGGACGACAAGUACAUCAUUACAGCUGACCGUGAUGAGAAGAUUAGAGUGAGCCACCUCAGGUCUCCGUACAACAUCCAGUCCUUCUGCCUGGGACAUCAACAGUUUGUCAGUGCUCUGCUGGUCCCAUCAGGUCACCCACACUGGCUGCUGUCUGGAUCAGGGGACGGGACCAUGAAGCUGUGGGAGUACGAGUCUGGUCGUGAGCUGCAGAGCUGGGACCUUAAAGAGCUUGAAGAAACGCAGAGCUCUGAGGCUGACAAACAGAAGGUAACCAAGAUGCCAACUGUGUGCCGUAUUACCAGCUCUGCUGAUGCUCGCCAUGUAGCUGUGCAGUGUGAAAGAGUGUCCACAGUUCACUUCUUCACUGUGGACCAGGAGGGUGAAGAGAAGCUGGUGCCACACAGAAGGGUCUCCCUGUCCCACUGCCCCCUGGACAUGACCUUUGACCCGGAGGGCCGGCUCUGGGUGCUGAUGGACUCCAGUGAUGCACCGCUCCAAAUAUACACGCACAGACGAGACUCCUGGGAGUGUGAUGCUGAGAGCCCUGAACUGAACAGAGUGACUGAAGCCUUCAAGCCGCACUGGGACACACUUGAGGCCUCCACAAAGACCAACAACCGCUUCGAGCAUCUGUACAAGGUGAGCUUUGACAACGUGACGACGUACCUGCAGAAGAAGCGGCAGAGACUGGAGAAGCAGCAGCAGAAGAGGGGGGUGGCACAGAAGGCAAACAGCAACAAGAAGACCAAGAAGGAGACGUCAGAAGCUGUAACUGAGUCAUCUACCUGAACGGACACUUUCACCUUUUUUUUUUAUGCUUUGAAUGAUGAAUCUCAAGCACUGGAGAGCGUGUGUUUUGCCUCUAAUUUCUGGCUGAUAUUUUUAAAUAAACCUUGCAGCUAACAUCAAACUGUA
Messenger RNA from Cottoperca gobio, 1461 nucleotides. It is a transcript of the gene wdr4, whose product is annotated as WD repeat domain 4. Bases 64 to 1335 code for a protein of 423 amino acids. Gene Ontology annotation, cellular component: cytosol; nucleus; tRNA methyltransferase complex. Gene Ontology annotation, biological process: tRNA modification; RNA (guanine-N7)-methylation. The transcript has 11 exons. The record is from RefSeq and is a predicted model, not a curated record. NCBI's taxonomy places the organism in Eukaryota, Metazoa, Chordata, Actinopteri, Perciformes, Bovichtidae. Gene Ontology annotation, molecular function: protein binding.